Molecule: messenger RNA, 1231 nt
Organism: Mastomys coucha (southern multimammate mouse)
Lineage: Eukaryota; Metazoa; Chordata; Mammalia; Rodentia; Muridae
Product: lipocalin
Exons: 6
Coding region: 122-709 (195 amino acids)
Molecular function (GO): small molecule binding
Source: RefSeq, a predicted model, not a curated record
CUUGAGUGGCUCUGGGCUCUGUGUCAGCCCUAGGGAAGACUGGAAUGUGCAGGCCUUGGAGGUCACCGAGGCUGGCCAGGAACUGCUUAGGGGAAGUGGGCUACUCAGGGUGUUCUCAGAGAUGGGGAGCUGCUGGGCCCCGCUGCUCUUGGCCCCAGGUGCCGUGACACUGGUGAGGGUGUGGCUGCAGGCUUUGGCCUUCAGUACAAACCUGGCCCAGGAGAAUCUGGAAGAGGUGCCGGUGCAGCCGGACUUUGACGCACAUAAGGUGGAAGGACGUUGGUUUACCAUCCAGCUGGCCACUAGCCUCAGGGACCUGGUCUUGCCAACGGACCCCCUGAGACUUUCUCUCCACUCCAUUUGGACCAGAGACAGUGGGGAUGUGGACUUCGUGCUGUUUGAGAAAGGAGAGGGGUUGUGCACAGGAUUUAAUGUUACCGUCCAUCCAACUGGGCUCCAAGGCCAGUACCAAGGAACCUUUGAUGGGGGCAGACUGCACAUCCAUUUUGUCAGCACUGACUACGACACCCUCAUUCUUUAUGUACGUGUUCAGGACAAUGAAGUUGUCAACCUGUGGGCACUUCUGGCGAGAAGAAUUCUUGAAGAUCCCAUGUGGCUGAGCAAAUACCUGGGAUUUGUAGAGAAAUUCUACCUUCAAAAGUCCCUCGUCUUCAACAUAGCUGACCAGUGUCCCCCAGCUAGGGCCUAGAUGAGGCCACUGCUUGAGACUUUCACAUGAGCCCCUCCACCUUCUGCUGCUUCAGCUUCCUUCUAUUUUCUCACCAUGGCCAGCAGCUCAGGAAGCCCCUCUCUCACUCCUAGGGGCCUGGAGCCCUGAGCCUGGAGCUGACCCCUGCUGCCUCUGCCUUUCCUCACCCAUUUUCUCUCUGUGGUAAUCAAUGCCAUCAAACACAAAAAUAGACACUCAAGGCUCCCAGCCUGGCCUACGACUGAAGGAACGUUCUGAAGGCUUAUGAGCUAUGAACUUGAAAGAAGGUGAGCAAACCUAUGUGUUCAGAAAAUGUCCCAUUCUUGUACACGAAAAUGUUUUUUGAGGGAUGAGGAGUGGCCCAAGGGCAAGAUACUUGCCUAGCACACUCAAGACCAUCUUUGGUAGCAAGUAAAAAGAGUUAUCUGAAUAUGUAGAGACGUGACAUUUCCAUGUAUCCUUCAAUGUUUCAGGAAGCAUGACCCUCUCUCUGUAAUAAAUAAAGUAGAGUAAUAAAACUGA